Molecule: messenger RNA, 7088 nt
Organism: Pseudo-nitzschia multistriata
Lineage: Eukaryota; Bacillariophyta; Bacillariophyceae; Bacillariales; Bacillariaceae
Source: the annotation of a GenBank genome assembly
CCAACCACACACAGAAAGACACGCCGAUUGGAGCGAAGCGACCUAGGUUCCAGCGAGAAACAAACAACAAACAAUCGCCAUGUCCUCGUCCUCGUCCUCGGGAAACGACCUCUUUGCCGGCUUGUCCCUCGCGGCAUCGCCGCCAAAAAACGGCAAGGCAGCAGUAGUUGCAGCGGCGGCMCCCGACGGGUCGGUCGGGUACGUCCCGCCGAUGCUUUCGACGGACGAGGGACAGAGCUCGGGGGGCUUUUCGUCGGGUGCACCGGCUCCCCUUCCACCGCAGCGGCCAAGCAACGCACAGGCAAACAGCGCACAGCUCAACAACGCACAGACAAACGCACAGCCGCAGCCGCCGCCCAGGGCCCCCGUUCCGGUGCGAAACGCCCCCGUGACGGACAAGCUGCUGAACCUCCUCGGGGAAUCGGCUCCCGGUCCGGCAGCCCGGCACAACGGAAGCGGGCCCGCCGCGUCCUCUUCCGCGUCCUUGUCCCCGGUGCCGGUUCCGAGGGCGAAAGAACCAACACCAGCGGCCAAACCGGCGGCAGCGGCAGCGGAAACAAAGGCACAAUCGCCACCGCUGGCCGAAUUGCCCCCACCGCCACCGCCGCCAGCCCUGACGUCGUCGCCCAAGUUUGCGCCCGCGGCCAAGAAACAGGCCAAGGCGACGAAAAAGAGGGCCGCAAAGGCCGCCAUUGGCACGCAAAAGAACGAAGGAGUGACCUCCGAGGCGGCCGUGGUUCCGGAGGCACCCAUUGCAGCAGUGGCGGGGAAAGAGGACGAACAAACCGGCGGUCCUCCGGCAGCAGGACCAGCAGCAGCAGCACCAGAAACAACCAUCGACCCAAAGGCAGUCGAGACGAAAGCUCCGGAUGCCGUCCCGAACGACAGCGUCGGCGAGGCUAGUGCAAAGAAUAGCGAACCGAGUGAAGGGAGCKGAGGAGACAAUGCCAAGGAUGUCGCUUCAACAAAACCAUCGACCCCUUCCGACGCGGGACCGCAGCAACAGGAACAGCAACAGCAACAGCAAAGCGAAAAAACAACACCACCGGAACCGGCGGCUCCUCCCCCACGCCGCAGAUCGGAAAAGCCCCCGGCCCUCCCGGACGAGACCCACCACGGCGGCAGCGGCAACGCUCCCGGCGGCCCAUCGGUUUCCAAGCGGUCCCUCCGCGGCGUCGGCGUCGUCCGGGCCGACACCCCGAUCCCCAACAGCGACGUCGCCCUCCGGCUCUUGCGCAAGUUCGCCCAAAAGACCCGGCCCGGCGUUCCCGAGUCCCACGGGGGAACCCAGCCCCUCUCCAUGUGGACGAGAUACGUUUCCGGAACGCCCACCGAGUACGACACCCGCUUCGACGCCUACCAGAAGCUGAUGGAGUCCAUCGCCACCGGGAACGAAACAGAAAAGGAUGCAGAACGGCCCGGAAAAUCCCCCUCGGAAACAAUGGUGGACGCCGUCCUGGGCGAAGAGGGGGACACGAUGCAAAAGGCCAGGAGCGCCAUGGCCUGCUUCUGCCACCUCAUGGGCGUCUGGGGACACGCCAGCUCCCACAUGGCCCAGAACACCGACCGCAAGAAGGGGGCGGCCUUUGAGACCUUUUGCGGGAUGGUCAGCACCGGCUUUGACACGGCCUCCUCGCUCGUCACGCACGGGUGCCUCGACGGGGUCAUGAUCGGGAUCGGACCCUCGCACGAGGAGUACCACAAGGUCGCGGACGUGCUGGCGGAAUCCGUCUUCUCGGUCGACCUCUCCCAGCCGGCCAGCGAGCUGUCGGCCGUCAAGUUCCUCCUGUCGCUGGGCUGCCGGGUGGACCAGAACACCGGGGAGGCCCUGCUGCGGGGGAGCCACCUGCUGCAGACCAUCCGGAUCCUCUACCACGUCUUUUUGUCGACCCCCACGGACGCCAACAAAACCACCGCAAGGGCGGCCCUGCAGCAGCUGGUGACCUCGGUCUUUCUGCGGAUGGUUGCCUCGGGGAACAAUGCCUGCGAAGAAAAAGAAACCACCGAAGACCACCCUUCCGUUUCCGAUGGCCCGAGCCAUUGCGAAAAAGCGGGCGGCCCCCCCGAGAUAAAGGCCUGCGGAACCGACGGAACGGCUCCCGAGGGAACGGCUCCCGAGUUUCCCUCGGAGAACCACCGCGACGCCUUUCUGGUCCUCCGGUCCUUGUGCAAGCUGAGCAUGCGGGCCCAGCCCCACGGAGAAACCUCCGGGUACGGGCAGGAGGGCCUCCAGCAUGCGCACGGGGGAAAAAGCCAGCGGAGGGCCGGGGGGGACGCCCUCUCGCACGUCUACGCCCACGCCAUGCACCCCGCCGUCGAGUCGAAAAUCCUGGCGCUGGACCUCCUCCUGUACGUGCUGAAGCGAACAAAGAUCACCGGGUCCUUCCUGCAGGACUGCGGGCCGCACUUCCACUACGCCAUCCGGAACUACCUCUGCGUCUCCCUCCUCAAGAACUGCACCUCGAACGACACCACGGUCGUCCAGCUCUCCCUGAUGGUCUUUGUCCCCAUCUUCCAGAAUUUCCGGUCCAUCCUCAAAACGGAGAUCGAGGCGUUCGUCACGAACGUCUUUUUCGUCAUUCUCGAUUCCAAGAACUCGCCGAUCGAGCACAAGAGCCUCGUGGUGACCCUCUUCAACGAAAUCUGUUCCGACCCGACCACCCUGGCCGAGAUCUUUCUGAACUACGACUGCGACCUGAGCGCGGUGGAUCUCUUCCACCGCAUCAUCAACACGCUCUCCAGGGUGGCCCGAACGACGGACGCCGAAACCUCCGACCUCGGUGCCACCGCGAUGACCAGCAUCAUUUCUUCCUCGGGGGGCGCCCGGAUGGAACGCCUGCGAACCCAGCACCGGGAGCUCCGCCUGAACGCCAUGAGGGCCCUCCGGCAGGUCCUGGCCAGCCUGAACGCCAGCAUCGUCGAACCCAUGAAGGAAAGCCAAAGCCUUUCCCCCACCCUGUCCAGAGAGGAACCAAGGAUCGGGGAGGACACCCACGAGAACCACCGGGGGCAAGCAGAGAACGGGCACGCAAGCGCGGGUGCAAGCGGGAGCGACCCGAAAAAGUCCCUGGUAGAAAUCUACGACGACAAGAAGAAACGCCGCGAGGAAGACUCGGAAACCGUGCUUCGAUUCAACCAGAAACCCAAGGCCGGGAUCGCCUACGCCACAAAGUGUGGCCACAUCGACAGCUCCGACCCGGCCGACGUCGCGCGGUUUCUGCACAAGAACAAGGACCGGUUCGAAAAGACCCAGAUCGGGGAGUACCUCGGAAGGGAACCGGACUACGACAACGGAAUGCCCCUCAAGGUCCUGCACGAGUACGUGCACCAAAUGGACUUUGACGGCCUCACCUUUGACAACGCAAUCCGAUACUACCUGAGUGGUUUCCGGCUGCCGGGAGAGGCCCAGAAGAUCGACCGCAUACUGGAGAAGUUCGCCGAGCGGUACUCGGAGCAAAACCCCGACGCAUUCCCGUCCGCGGACGUGGCGUUCAUUCUCUCCUUUUCGAUCAUCAUGCUGAACACCGACCUCCACAACCCAUCCAUCAAGGAAGAAAGAAAAAUGACAAAGGACGGUUUCAUCCGAAACAACCGAGGAAUCUGCGACGGCCAGGACCUGCCGAAAGAAAUGCUGAUCGACAUCUUUGACAGGAUCAAGGAAAACCAGAUCAGCCUGAAGGAAGACGACGAUGCCCGCGAACGCGCCGCCGACUCGUCCGCCACGACCAACGCCCUCAAUCCGGCGGCGUUCUUUACGAACCACUACGACGAGGUGGACAAGACGAAGGAAUCCAAUUUCAUCAAGGAGCGGGACCAGAUCGUCCGAACGACGGAGUCGCUGCUCAAGCGGAGGCGCCACGGAACGGACGCCGGGAAACCCGGAACCCGGCGGGGCCGGUCGAACCACACCGGGAAACCUUCACACCCGAAGUACGUCCGGACCGACGACAGCGGGCUGCGCGACGAGUACGUCGCGCCGAUGUUCGAGGUGACCUGGGGGCCGGCCCUGGCCGCGUUCUCGACCGCCAUGGAAUCGGCCAACGGGACCGUCGGGGCCCUGCUGGCGAUCGCCACGGACAAGGAGCUGGAGGCGGCCGCCAUCAACGCCGCGGAGACCAUCGAGGUGUGCCUGACCGGCUUUCGGUUCGCCAUCUGCACCGCCGGGCUCGUGGGGAACGACAUUGCCCGGGAAUCCUUCGUCUUUGCCCUUUCGCGGUUCUCGCAGCUGGGGACGGGUGUCUUGCUGGAACCCCGGCACGUUCGCUGCAUCCAAACCAUGCUGGCCAUUGCGAGAUCCGACGGCGAGCUCCUCGGCGCCAGCUGGGAGCACGUGUUCAAGGCCCUGAGCGAAAUCAACCGCUUCCACCAGCUCUUCCAGCUGAUGGCACGGAACGACAGGGCCGUCGCCCGGGCAGCAGAACGAAGACAAACGCGUCUGGUGGCAAAGGAAAAGCGAAGGGAGGCAAAAGAACUCCGGCGUGCCAAAAAAGAAGAGAGCGACAGCCUCGGCGACGCGUCGAUGGCCAACAGCGGCGAUUCCAGCGACAGCGACUCGUCUUUUGAUGACUCCUCCUUGUUCGAUGCUUCCGACGACCUUAGCCUCAACGACGACAUGGAUACGAAGGAAAUCGACGAGGCCAAUGCUCGGACCGUUUACGAAGCGGUCGCGGAGGACAUCAUCGAGGCAAUCUACGAACGGUCUUCCUCCUUGUCGACCGCAGCCGUGAAAGAAUUCAUCCUGCAACUCUGCCGGGUUUCGAGGAUGGAAAUUUCCGAUUACGGCGGCUUCGUUGCGGGUGAUUCAAACGAGGUCAGCUUGACAUCCGUUCAGUACAGAAAGAAACACGAUCUUUUGGUCCAUUCUGCGCCGAAAGAAAAAGAAGGAUUCCACCACCACCAAACAAACAUAUACAAUCUUCAGAAACUCGUCGAAGUGACUCACUACAACAUGGAUUCGAGACCGCGAUUGGUCUUUAACGAAUUAUGGACUACGGUGUCGGCAUCGUUAACAAGCACGGCGCUGCAUUCCAAUCCGGCGGUCGCGAUGUACGCGGUCGACUCGUUCCGCCAGCUCUGUAUACAGUACCUCCAAAGAGAGGAGCUUGGCGUGUUUGAAUUCCAAAGGCGAUUCCUGAAGCCUCUCGAGACCGUUAUGGCGCGCAGUGAGAUUUCUACCACAAAGGAGCUCCUGCUGAGAUGCGUGGAAAGAAUCAUUUUGAUGUUUGGAUCACCGCAGGAGGGCAACGAUGGUGGGAAGCUCCGGAGUGGUUGGCGUCCUGUUUUGAAGGUGCUCGGUCUAGCAGGCCGAGAUUCGGACGAAGAAAUAGCCAAGGUGGGAUUCGAAAUGCUGAACACUCAAAUAACGGUGUGCCUCGACCAAUGCAAAGAAGACGGAGAGAAAACGGCAGGUCAAGGCGUCUUGCUCAUAGAACGCUUCGUCGAUCUCGUGGAUGCCCUUCUGAUCUACGUUGGAGGUCCGCAUGAAGAGAUGGGUUUGCAAUCCAUUGACGAUCUCCUGAAGCUGUGUGAUUUCCUUGCGGACGAGUCCACCGUCUCACCACUACUCAAAAAACGCCGCGGUGUCGCGUCAGGGAACGGCGAAGCUAUCGCAGAGAACUCCGAAAAGACUAGCAACGAAGAGUUGGAACUAUGGUGGCCAAUAUUACUUGGUCUAUCGCGAUCAGUAGGGGAUGAAAGAAAAAAGAUUCGACAAAAAAGUUUGGAGUCACUGACAAAGAUUGUUUCUCGUCACUUCUUUCCAUCGGUUGAAAACCAAGAAUCACUCGACGAGAAUUCGAAAUCAAAGUAUGUACAGACGUUGCAACUAGUCUAUCGUGGGAUAUUUAGUCCGGUGCUCGAGUUUGGAGACGAAAGUGCUUUCAAUGCAAAGACACCCACGCUUCCAAGUGAUAUGGAACGAUUUUUAUCGGCAAAACAUCCAGGAGAGUCCCAAAAGCUCGACGAGUCAAACCACAGCUCUUCUUGGAUCGACACAACAUUCGAUCCAUUCAUGGAUGACUGUGUGCAUAUUUGUAUUCGUUCCCUCAAAGUUUUCGAUGAUGAUACAUUGAUAGAAGAUAUUUUUGCGAUGUUUAACAGCUGUUUCAUUUCUGAGUCCGGGGCAUUGGCAGCAAAGGGCCUUCGUCGACUGGAGAUUUUCGUCACAAGUGAUCUCCCUACAAGUUCUCUCUCGAACGAGAUAUGGGCCACAGUAAGUCACAUGCUCCGGCGAUCACUUCACGUGCGUGGUUUGCCAAAACGAUCUGCAGUCGCAGGCUCGAAAACCACCGAAGAAACCUCCAAAGAAGCUCCUCAACACAAAGGUGACGAUACCGAAGUUUCAAACCCAGAAUUGGAACAGCAAGAGAUGCUCCGAGAAUUUGUAGCCGAAGACAAAAUGUUCCUUGACCGGAGAUUCAUUGGAAGCAAUGCCAUAGCGGUGAUUGGGAAAUUCAUGGAGACAGAACGUUUCAAGAAAUCAUUGUCGUUGAAGUGGCGUCUUUUCCUUUUAUCAGGCCUCGGGAGGGCGAUCAAAGAUUGGGAAAUGGCUGCUGGGAUAACUGAAAAUAACCUUGGUAAAACGAAUGAUCCAAAUAGAUUAAACCCGCCGAGCUAUCGUGAGACAGCAUACUACGGCAGAAAGUGGAUGAACAGAUUCCUCCUGCAGAUUGCAGCUAUGAAAGAGAUCGAGGGAACAGCGGUUGAAGGAAGCAAGCAAGCAGCAGCACAAGAUGCCGUGAAGGAACAGACCGAGGCUCUGGUCUCGGCAUUCUUAGAGAAAGAAACCGUGAUCAACAACGACGCGAAGAGCAGCUCAUUGGAGAUAAAAUCCUUUGAUCGACUAAUGAAUCUCGUACAGGACAUGCUGGCAGGUUACGCAAAAUUGACGGACGAACACCUGGAACAGAUGCCAUGGUUGAAUCCCGUGUUGAGUUCCUGCAUCCACACGAGCAACGAAGACAUCCGCCUAGCUAUCCAGAAACUUGUGGAGCGUCUGCACUAGAUCGAUACUUGAUACAUUAUCCUCCUGCACAUUAGAAUAGUUAGUUAGCAUUAUAUCAAAAUCGUAAUAGAUAGCGAUUUGCACA